Tachysurus vachellii is the source of this 2721-nucleotide messenger RNA. RefSeq names its product sterol O-acyltransferase 1 (gene soat1). Gene Ontology annotation, molecular function: fatty-acyl-CoA binding; cholesterol binding; cholesterol O-acyltransferase activity. Lineage: Eukaryota; Metazoa; Chordata; Actinopteri; Siluriformes; Bagridae. Gene Ontology annotation, cellular component: endoplasmic reticulum membrane. Bases 96 to 1739 code for a protein of 547 amino acids. Gene Ontology annotation, biological process: cholesterol efflux; cholesterol metabolic process. The transcript is spliced from 16 exons. The record is from RefSeq and is a predicted model, not a curated record.
AUGAAAGCGGCAGAUUUAUUAACGAAGGCGAUUAGAAUUAAAGUGAGAAAUAAAAGCGCUCAGGGGUAAAAGGGGUACACAGGCUGUUUUGGACGAUGAAGAUGGAGAACAGGAGAGGACGAGGUAACUGCCGUGGAUCACUUAAGGAAGUAAACAUGAAGAAUCGAGACACCACAGAGACUGGAGGAGACGUCCAUGAAAGCAGGAACGGAAGUGUGGAGCUGAAAGGGAGGUUACGUCUGAGGAAGAAAGCUGAGCAGCUGAAAGUGAACCUGAUUCAGCACUUUGACUCUCAGCUGAACGACUUUGUGGAGUCUCUGAUAGACGAAACUCACACACUGGACUCUUCAUCACCGUCCUCUUCAUCACAGCCUCCUACAGACACUGAGAGAACUGAGUUCAGGUCUUCUCAGGCUCAGAGUAAACAGUUUGUGGUGCGUCGCUCCUUGUUAGACGAGCUGUUUGAGGUGAAUCACAUCCGUACGAUUUAUCACAUGUUUAUCGCCCUCCUCAUCCUCUUCAUCCUCAGUACAUUAGUUGUAGACUUCAUUGAUGAGGGACGGUUGGUGUUGGAUUUUGACCUGCUGGUGUUUGCGUUUGGUCAGUUUCCCCUCGUCGUCGUCUCGUGGCUCUGCAUGUUCCUCUCGGCGCUCGUCGUUCCGUUCGCACUUCUCCGUUGGUGGGCUGCUUCUUAUUCUUCAUCACACCACCCAAACUUCUACUCACUUAUCGCUGUGACGUUCCUGCUGCUCUACCAAAGCCUCGCACUCGGCUUCCUGCCUACUUACAUAGUGCUGAAAAACAGCCUUCCUCCUGCUUCCUGCUUCAUCCUCAUUCUCGAGCAGGUGCGUCUGAUGAUGAAGGUUCAUUCCUUCGUUAGGGAGAACGUGUCCCGCUUGUGGUCUUCAGGCAAAGGAAGCUCAGCUUCAGUGGCCGAGCCUCAUCUGAGCUCCUACCUUUACUUCCUCUUUGCACCCACUCUGAUCUACAGAGACAGUUAUCCAAGAAAUCCGUGUGUUCGAUGGAGUUAUGUGACCACCCAAUUUUUACAGGUUCUUGGAUGUUUAUUCUACGCCUAUUACGUGUUUGUGCGUCUCUGCAUCCCCCAGUUUCACAGUGUAAACAUGCAGCUGUUCAACCUCAGAGUGAUGGUGCUCUGUAUCUUCAACUCCAUAUUGCCAGGAGCACUGAUUCUCUUCUUGGCCUUCUUUGCCUUUUUACACUGCUGGCUCAAUGCGUUUGCUGAAAUGCUGCGUUUUGGAGACCGAAUGUUUUAUAGGGACUGGUGGAAUUCAACGUCAUUUGCCAAUUAUUACCGCACGUGGAACGUGGUAGUGCACGACUGGCUUUACAGCUACGUGUAUCGGGACUUCCUGUGGCUGACUCAGAAACGUUUCCGUGCGACCGCCAUGUUUGUUGUUUUCACCGUCUCGGCCGUGGUUCACGAGUACGUGCUGGCCGUGUGUUUCGGGUUCUUCUACCCCGUCCUCUUCUGCCUCUUCAUGUGCUUUGGAAUGAUGUUUAACUUCAUCCUGCACGACCGGAGGACCGGAGCUGUGUGGAACAUCAUCGUGUGGACUGCUCUGUUUCUGGGUCUCGCGGUUCUGCUGUGCCUUUACUCUCAGGAGUGGUAUGCACAGAAAUACUGCCCCCUAGAGGAGCCUUCUUUUGUUGACUUGCUGAAGCCGAGAUCGUGGACCUGCUCUGUCCGUAGCAGCCGCGCCGCAGGAGACGCCUGAGCUUCUGACACUCUGUCGGAGAUUUUUGCACUAUAGUCACAAGCGCUUUGAGUGACAAUCAGUUUUAACAGAAGGGCAUUGGGUUGGGAUUAAAUAUUUUAAUACAUGUCUAUAUUUAAAGACGCUCCGCACCGAUACGAGGUCCGUUUCAGUGUUGAAUUGAUUUUUACUGCAUUGCUUUUGUUCUGAUAUUUGAGGUGAAAGCUGACACCAUUUCACGUGUGAUUAUUGUGCAGUUCGUGUCUUCAGCCCAGGAGAUUAGUCUGAAACACAGGCUUUUGUUAGGCUUUACAGAGACCUUUACACCAUGAAGACUCUCCUAAAGGGUUCCUGAAGAGUUCUUGGAGGCUUCAGCUUUUCAGCUUCAGUGUAUUUCUGAAACACCGUAGGAGUUUUGGAUCCUCGUGACCUUGAUGUUGUAUAAAUGUGCACAGUAGUGAACGUGGAGCCACCACGAUGUGAGAGAAGGUUCAGCACUUUGAUUUAUUAACAUUAGGACCCGGCUUCUGCUCAGGGAUCUUAACGUAAAUAGUUUUAUUGUUUUUAAUUCUCCAGAACGUGAUGAUUAUGGAGCUCUUAUGAGGAAUCAUUCGAACUCUGUUCUGAUUAUGAGUUUGAACUCUGGACCAGAAGCAGACUGUGGUGCUCGUGCUGGACCCGAGCUCCAGAGUUUAUACUGUAAGAGUAAAAGGUGUAAAAGUUUCUCUAACUCAUCAUGUAGAGAAAUAAAGUUUGUAAAGCACCAAGAAUUGUUUUUAUAUCUCAGAAAUCUAAUCAUCAGUGACGUUAAAGGAUCCUGGUAAUGAUCUGAUAAAGUCGCUGAGUGAAACUCGUCUAACUCAAUAAGAUGGUUUUUAACUCACACUUAACAGCUUCAGUUCCAGCUGAAGGCAUCUGAUGCAUGUUUAUAUAAAAGGUCCUUUACUCUUUCUAAUAAAACUACAUCUGAUUCAAAUAUCAGAAAAUAAAGCAGCUGAAUCAC